CUGCGGCGACAGCGGCGGCGGCGGCAGCAGCAGCAGCAACAGCAACAGCAACAGCAACGUUGACCCGGCGAAAAGCUGAAGGUUCCGGCAACAGCGACGGCCGCACCGCCCCCGAGUUUGCAGCGUGUUUGGAAGAUGUGGCCACGAGCAGUCCUCCGGCAGCGGUAGCAUUUGCUACUCCAGCAACACCAUUUCCUUCCUCCAGACGGCUUCUGUCCUCUUGCCCUGGCGUGUGAAACGGCUCUCAGUGCAAGAUCUUCCUUAGACCUGUUUCUUCUGCUAAGAGAGCUGCAAAAUUGACUUCCUGGUCUCUAGGGGUACUGAGCAGAAUAAAAACAGCUCUCUUGGCGGUGACGCUUUGCAUUUUAUCGGAUGAACUGGAUACAUUUUCAACAUUGAUGGUUGCUCUGCUGUUUCAAUUCAAGGCGCUUGGGGAAAGGUUUCCAUUCCAGGACAUUUCUCUCCCAGCUGAUUGGUUUUUGCCGUAGGUCUGGCUUUGGAGGGGCUCUGGGAAAUCAUGGGGCUACCUGCCUUGGAGUUUAGUGACUGCUGUUUGGACAGCCCCCAGUUCCGAGAAAGGCUGAAGUCUCAUGAAGCUGAGCUGGACAAGACCAACAAGUUCAUCAAGGAGCUGAUAAAGGAUGGAAAGGCACUCAUUGUGGCCCUUAAAAAUUUGUCUUCAGCAAAACGGAAAUUUGCAGACUCCUUGAAUGAUUUCAAAUUUCACUGUAUAGGCGAUGCAGAAACAGAUGAUGAAAUAUGUAUAGCAAAAUCCCUGCAAGAAUUUGCUACUGUUCUAAGGAAUCUAGAAGAUGAGCGCAUACGCAUGAUUGAGAAUGCUAGUGAAGUCCUAAUCACACCUUUGGAGAAAUUUCGAAAAGAGCAAAUUGGUGCUGCUAAGGAAGCCAAGAAGAAGUAUGACAAGGAAACUGAGAAAUAUUGUGGAAUAUUAGAAAAGCACUUAAAUCUAUCUUCCAAGAAGAAAGAAUCUCAGCUUCAAGAGGCAGACAGCCAGGUGGACCUGGUCAGACAGCACUUCUAUGAAGUUUCUCUUGAGUAUGUCUUCAAAGUACAAGAGGUUCAGGAGAGAAAGAUGUUUGAGUUUGUGGAACCACUGCUGGCAUUUCUGCAAGGGCUGUUCACAUUCUACCAUCAUGGCUAUGAGCUUGCAAAGGAUUUCAGUGAUUUCAAGACACAGCUGACGAUCAGUAUACAAAAUACAAGAAACCGUUUUGAAGGCACACGAUCUGAAGUUGAAUCCUUGAUGAAGAAAAUGAAGGAGAAUCCUCAUGAGCACAAAAACAUUAGCCCUUUCACCAUGGAGGGUUACCUCUAUGUUCAGGAGAAGCGUCAUUUUGGGACAUCCUGGGUGAAGCAUUACUGCACAUAUCAGAGUGAAUCCAAACGAAUAACAAUGGUGCCAUUUGACCAGAAGUCUGGUGGAAAGGGGGGAGAAGACGAAGCUAUUAUCCUCAAAUCUUGCACUCGACGGAAGACUGAUUCCAUAGAGAAGAGAUUCUGCUUUGACGUAGAAGCUGUGGAUCGGCCUGGAGUGAUUACAAUGCAGGCACUUUCUGAAGAAGAUCGAAGGCUGUGGAUGGAAGCAAUGGAUGGCCGGGAACCGGUCUACAACUCAAAUAAAGACAACCAAAAUGAAGGCAUGGCCCAGUUGGAUAAUAUGGGAUUUAGCAUCGUCAAGACGUGUAUCCAUGCUGUUGAAUCUAGAGGGAUCAAUGAACAAGGACUCUACAGAAUAGUUGGGGUCAACUCCAGAGUUCAAAAGCUACUGAGUAUCUUAAUGGAUCCCAAAACUGCUGAAACAGAAGAUGACAUCUGUGCAGAGUGGGAAGUUAAAACAAUCACCAGCGCACUGAAAACUUAUUUAAGAAUGCUCCCUGGGCCACUCAUGAUGUAUCAAUUUCAAAGAAGCUUCAUCAAAGCAGCAAAAUUAGAGAAUCAAGAAUCCAGAAUUUCAGAGAUCCAUAGCUUAGUACACAGACUUCCAGAGAAAAACAGACAGAUGCUCCACUUACUCAUGAAUCACUUGGCAAAUGUUGCUAAAAAUCACAAACAGAAUCUUAUGACUGUCGCAAAUCUGGGAGUUGUUUUUGGACCAACAUUAAUGCGACCACAAGAAGAAACUGUUGCUGCAAUUAUGGAUAUCAAGUUCCAAAAUAUUGUGGUUGAGAUUUUAAUAGAAAACCAUGAAAAGAUAUUUAACACAGUGCCUGAUAGUCUGCAGUCAAAUUCUCAACUGCUCUUGUCUCGAAAAAGGAGUACAGAUUCAAAGCCACCAUCAUGCAGUGAGAGGCCCUUAACACUUUUCCAUACCCUGCAACACAAUGAAAAGCAGGAGAACAGAAACAGUAUAAUUAAUUCCAGCCUGGAAUCAGUCGUAUCAUCAUCCAACAUCAACAGUUUCCUCCAGUCCAGUAAUACCGUUCAGCCUAACAAGAACUCGGUUGAAUCCGAUGCAGACGUUGUAAAACCCAACCGGCCAAAUUCACUAGUCCCCCCUGCUCCAACAGAGGCCUCUGGAGAUACACCUACUUCACAUCAAACAUCUGGGGAAAAUGGCAGCGUUGACAAGUGGUGCUGAUCUCAACUACCUUUGAAGUGGACUACCUAGGAAUUGUACUGUGUCCAUAAAUGUUGCAUGCAUUACACCCAGAAAACCUGUAAAAAUGUGCAGAACAGUACGCUUUCCCAUUUAUAUGUUAAAGAGAACCCUAAUUUUUUAUUAGGCCAUCCAGUAAAAAUGGGUGCUAUACGAAUAAAGAUAUAUUCUAUCCACCUUCAUCUGAAAAAUAAAUGAAAGAAAUUGACUUGGUUAAAAUCUGAUCUUUGUAUCAAAUUAGUUGAGCCUAUAUAUUCUUUCUGAAGGAUGGGAAUGAAAGGCAAACAAAAAGUCAAACAGAUGUCACCAUGCCAACUUAGUUUGCUUCCCACCUGCCCUCAUCUUGUAUGUAAAUCCUGAUAGGCUUUGUGAUUAAGCUGUUAAUACAGAAACCUGUUAUACCUUUUAAGGAUUUAAUUACCAACUUUUAGAUAGGACUGAUGUGUGUGUUUGUGUGUGUUCCCAAGCUUUUUGAUUGUGUCAAGGAAUUGAGACCUUUUAAAUAAUAAUAAACAUGCAUCAGCAGCACAACAGGAACUCAAGAACAUAGGUUCUUGGCAAAAAUAAAAGCAGACAAGAUCAGUAAUUGGGACUGAUGCACUGAAUGCUACCAAAACAAAACAAAAAAAUGGGGGCGGGGGCGGGGUAAUAUAAUAACACCCCUAAUAUGUAGCUCUGGGGAAGGUUUGUUUUAUUCUCCCUUCAAAACAUGAUUUCAUUUAUAAAUGUACAAUAUUGUAUACACUGUUAAAACAGUGGAGCAGCUAGUGUGCAGGGGGCAGUCCUCAGAGAAGAAUGUUGCACUAAAGCUUGUUCAGCCCAUGUGUAUGCAUCUUAGGUUAAGAGCUAUUAAGGCUGGAUUCUGCUUCAAGAUGCCAAAAUGGCUAUUGGGACAACUUGAUUCUGGGUUAUUGGUUGAAGAUACAUCUGAAAACUCUUGAAGGCAUUCCUGGAGUACCAACCACAAUCAUGAAAAAAUCUGAUCAUGAUUCUUGUCUACUUUGUGCUAGUCUGACUGCACCUGGAAUAUUGCAUCCAGUUAUGGGCACCACUUUUUAGGUAGGACAUUGACAAACUGUGGUGUAAGCAAAGGAGAACAACCAAGAUUAUAAGGAGUCAGGAAGGAAAAAGUACAACAAAUGGUUGGUAGUGUUAGGUAUAUUUAGCCUGGAGAAGACUAUGGAGAGACAUGACAUUCUGCCAAACAAUAAUAAGAUCUAAUGCCUAAUAAUAAGAUCUGUUUGAUAAUAGGCUGCCUUGGGAGGUGUUGGACUUUCCUUCACUGGAAAGUCCAGCACCUUAAAAAGAGACUGGAUUGCCAUCUGUCAGAGAUACUGGAGGAGUUGUUUCUUGCAUCGGGUUGCAUGAUUUUCAAGAUCCUUUCUAACCCUUAAAUUCUAUGGUUCUAUGUAUGCAUUGAUGCAGUAUUAAUAACACAUUUCUAAAGUGUUAUAGUAUGAUUGCUAUUUAGACUUAAAUGGAUUAGGCAGAAGGUAGUUGCUUUGAGUAUUUGAUUAUAAUAAAAAAUGAAAAAUGCAUAUCGUUAAGAAAAGGUAUCUCAUGUUCUCAAAUUAAAUAUAUUGCAUUUUUAAGUUACUUUCUUCAUUAUCGUGAUAUAUAUCCAAGCAUUUAUCUGUGAAUUUGUUCAAAAGGGUGUUGACUAUGGGCAUAGUGUAAGAGAAAAAGAAGAAAAAGUGAAGAAUUAAAAUAAUACUGGAAAAUUUAUUGGAAUUCAAAUUUACUUUUUAGAGUUAAGAGACAUGUUGAAUCAAUGGAAUUUAAAUUAGUCAUAAUCUUAAUAUUAGUCAUAAUAUUAACUUAAAUCUCACCUAUUUCAGUGAGGAUCCCUCCAGUUAUGAGGAUGACUAGUGUGAAUACAAUAGGCUACAAAUCUAGGCUGCAAAAAUCUAAAUAUCCACUAAAUGACAAAGAGAUACAAGCAGUUCUAAUGCUUUGCUGUCACCUAGUGGUCAUCCAGAUUUUUGCAGCCCAGAUCUGGUAACCCAAGAGCUAACCCCUUGGAUUUAGAAAACAAAAAACAUCAUUACUGUGAAGUACAUUGCAUGUUUCACAGGUGAUACUCAGGGCUGUGCAGAUCAGUUGCAUAUAAUAAACUAUAAUACAUAUUAUGUAUAUGUUGCAAUAAAUAAACGUGGUUAUAAUAUUACUAAUUUAUAAAAUACACUGUAAUGCAAGAAACCUCAAGUUGGUAUAAUACAAACAUCAAGUACAUCUUCUUAAAUCAUUUUGUGUUUAUCAUAGAGCUAAAUGUUUCUAAAUUUCUAUUUAAAUAUGUAAUAGGUCCCUUUCAUGCUAAACUGCUAAAAUAAAAUUUAAUUGCAGCAAAAAUAAAACCAGCUAAGCUCUUUUACUGUAUAAAAA
Molecule: messenger RNA, 4999 nt
Organism: Candoia aspera
Lineage: Eukaryota; Metazoa; Chordata; Lepidosauria; Squamata; Candoiidae
Gene: ARHGAP26
Product: Rho GTPase activating protein 26
Exons: 21
Coding region: 518-2599 (693 amino acids)
Biological process (GO): signal transduction
Cellular component (GO): cytoplasm
Molecular function (GO): GTPase activator activity; protein binding
Source: RefSeq, a predicted model, not a curated record